Mauremys mutica (yellowpond turtle) is the source of this 3240-nucleotide messenger RNA. RefSeq names its product aldo-keto reductase family 1 member A1-A-like. The transcript is spliced from 12 exons. Gene Ontology annotation, molecular function: aldose reductase (NADPH) activity. Lineage: Eukaryota; Metazoa; Chordata; Testudines; Geoemydidae. Gene Ontology annotation, cellular component: cytosol. The record is from RefSeq and is a predicted model, not a curated record. The coding region runs from base 214 to 1089 and encodes 291 amino acids.
UUAACCUGAUUAGGCUCAGGUGCAUUUUGCUGAGGCUAGGGCUGUCUGCAGUAAUCAUGUAGUCAAGGAGCUGAGCUUAACUCCUGGUGAAGAGAAGGAUCCAGCUUGGCUGGUGAGUGAGCUGUAAUGCUGAGUAGUCUGUGUCUGUAGAAGUUUGGCUAGAAAACCCAUAUGCAAAGAAGAGCAGUCACCUAAUGCAGAGGAGCCUACCAAAUGGCUGGUGGAAUACAGGAAGAAACGGAUCAUGAGAAGUAUGAAAAGUCUCCCCCGGGGGCAGUUCAGGAAGCCGUGGAGGUAGCUUUAGAUGCUGGAUAUCAGCACGUCGACUGUGCUUAUUUUUACCAGAACGAGACCGAGAUCGGAGCAGCCUUUCAAAAGAAGCUCGGGGAAGGGAGGCUGAAGAGAGAUGAGCUCUAUGUGGUGAGCAAGCUGUGGAACAGCUUCCACGCCCCGCAGGAUGUGAAGCCGGCUUUCCUGAAAAGCCUGAUGAUGCUGAACCUGGAUUACCUGGAUCUCUAUCUCAUGCAUUCUCCAAUGGGCUUUCCGAAUAUCAGCGGGGAACUCAUGCCUCAAAAGGACGGGUUGCUUCUGCAGUCGGAUGUGGACACCUGGAGGGCGAUGGAGAAGCUGGUGGACGAAGGCCUGGUGAAAUCGGUGGGGGUUUCCAACUUCAACAUCUCCCAGCUGGAGAGGCUGCUGUCCGUGUGCAGGAUCAAGCCUGCCGCCAACCAGGUGGAGCUGCACCCCUACCUGACCCAGCCCAAGCUGGUGGAGUACUGCAAGUCUAAGGGGAUUGUCCUCAUUGCAUACAGUCCCUUCGGCUGCCCUGCCCUGCCUUGCCCUUCGGGGGAGAACAGCCCUGUGCCUCUCCUGGAGAAUCCCACAGUGAAUGAGAUCGCUCAGAAGCAUGGAAAAACCAGCGCUCAGGUUCUCAUCCGCUUCCACAUUCAGAGGGGCAUCGCCAACAUCCCGAAAAGCAUCACCCCGGCCCGCAUAGUGGAGAACGCAGAGGUAUACGACUUUCACCUGACACACAAAGAAAUCCCGACGCUGGAAGGACUAGACUACAACACGCGAUUUAUUAAAUAGAACCUGCUGGGGAUGGAGAGACACAAACACUUCCCAUUCGGUGACAAGUAACUAUUGUGGCCUAAAGAAAUGGCAAGUCAAUCCUGGAAGGUCCAGUUCCCAAUCAACUGCAUGUUUUGGCAAGUUUUUGAAAUGAUCCAUAUCAGCCUCUCAAAAUCCUUAUGAAAACAUACUAGGCAAGGUAAACUAAAAUCUACUUGCCUACCUGUACGCUAGGGCUAAAACUAAUUACGUUUUAUUUCCCAUUUUAAAUGAUGUGAGAAUGGAGGAGAAGAAUUUUACAAGGGUGAUUUUAAAUAUUUGCUCAGCAAAGGGUAAGGGGGGAAUCUUGAUAAGCUAUUUGUUCUCUGGAGACAGUUUCUAGAUAUGGGGGUAAACGAUUAGACCCUUCUGUAAUGUUCCCCUGAUUUUCUUUCAGUAGCACAAUAAAAACCAGCUUCCCAAUGACAGCAUUUAGCAUUCCCAGGGCUCCGGUUCAUGUGUUCAUUUUUCAGGGGACAUUCACCAUGCACUGAACAUACUGGGAUUUUGUUAAAUAGCAAACUGUACCAACGCGCCUUUAACUUGAUGCAACAUGGGAUUUGUAGUCUCCUGUUGAAAACCUUCAGCAAUGUAAAUGCUUCAGCUAUAGUCUGCACUGCCGUGAGUAGUAUACUACAUGAUAGCAUUCAUCACUGUGCAUUUUUGACAGGUUUCCACACCCCAUUUAGGGCUUAUGUCCUACCCUCCCACCCCGUUUCCGUUGGUGCCAAAGUUUGGCGCUGUCAGCCAUUUUGAAAAAAAUUGCGUGUGUGUGUGUGUGUUUGACUAAGGGAAGUGGUGUGUAUCCAAGCACAAACACACAUUGAGAGAAAAAGGUUGAAAGAAGAGAGUGAGAGAGUUUAAAGAUGAAAAAAGAAAGUUUGAGUAAGGUUUAGAGGGAAAAAAAGGAAAGAGAGGUUAUUGGAUGUGAUUGAGUAAGGAGAGAGGAUGGUAAAGACCUUGUUUGGUAGGUUAUUUAAGAAUAGAAAGAUAGAACUUAAAGAAAAAAGGAAUUUUUUGUUUUUAAAGGGUUAGUUUAAGAAAGGAAUUUACUUAAGGCGGAACCUGUUUGGGAAGCACAUGGUAAAAAAGUGAAUAAAAAUGCAUUUAAACUAUUCAAUACCAGUGUAGGUUAAGAAAAAAGAGAGGCUAAAAGAAAGAACAGGACAAAAAAGGAGAUAGAUAGGAUAUGGUGGAAUCAGAAUGAGAGAGAAUAAGAAAGAAAGAAGCAAGCAGAGUCUGUUUAGUAAGCACAUGGUAAAAAAGUGAAUAGAAAAGCAUUCAGUAUCAGAGUAGGUUAAGAAAAAAAGAGAGGUUAAAAGAAAGAACAGGGCAAGAAAAGGGAAAAGAGAGCCCCUUUGCAAAGGGCAAAAAUAGACAGAACAUGGUUGAAUCAGAAAGAGAGAGAGAAAAUGAGAGAGAGAGAGAAAAUUUUUAUCUUUCAAGUCUUUCUGUAGAAUGAGGCAACUUCCCUGGUUCAGACCCUCUCAGACUUGUUAUCACCGCCUUUGGAUCGGCCCAAUCAGAGUUUGUUCUACAACAGCAUCAUAGAAUUCAUUUUCCUGAACCAAUCCUAGAGUCCCAAGAUUUUAAACAAGAGCCAUCUCCCUCCUCUUUUCCCUCCCCUCCUCUCCCCCUCCCUUUUAACUGUUUUAUUCUUAUCUAAAGAAACAGACCCCCAGCAUUUCCCCUGCCAUGUAGCCCUUUUACAGAGGGGUUUUUAUAAAAGUUAAAACCAUAAGCUUUUAGUAAUAAAUUUUAAAAGUUUUCCCCUAGGUUUUAAACUAACGGGUUAUUUUUUUCUUUAUUUUAGUAAAAACAAUGUGAAGCCGCAGCAAAGUGCCUGUUAGCAAAGCAGCCUCUGUGAGUCAGUGGAUCAGAGAUAAGAAGGCUGCUUCUUCCCCAAACUUUUUAACAAACAAGUAAAAGUUACAUUACGUUUUGCAAAGGUAUAAUUACUUGAAAAGACAAACCUAAGACACAUCCCUUUUCUAUGUGGUGUUGUAAUAAAAAAAGGAGCAGGCAGAAGCACUCCAGGUUUAAAACCUCAAGUUUUUAGUAACAGACAGUUUAUAUACCACUUAUUUUGUAAACAAGUGGAUCAGACAGAAGAAGUUUGUUUCUUUUCCC